UUGCGCAGUGGAAAUCCGCACCGGGGAGCUGCUGAGGGGCGCCGUUGUCAUGUGAAAGCGCACAUGCUCUGCCAUCCACGCGCACCCCCCUCUCUUCUGCCUCCGCGUGUUUUUCCUGUUUUUUCCUAACGUAACUCCUUUCCUCCUCCUCCCCUGCUCAGCCACCCGCCGCCGCUCCGCCGCCCGGGCGACCCCCGCAGAGACUCCGCGAGGGCAGUCGCGGGGCGGCCGCCCCGGAGGAUUGCGCCCGGUGGCGGGCAGCCCGCGGAGCCGCGCCCCGCGGAGCCGCCCCGGAGGUAUGGUUUUCCCGGCAGAGCAGAGCUGCGGCGGCUGCCGCCUUCGCGGGUGUUGAGACGGGAUCUGUGCGGUGCGGCUCCCGGGCUCCCAGCUUCAUGACUGCGCGGAGCGGGGAGCCAACACCAUGCGAGCACAAAUUGAAGUGAUACCAUGCAAAAUCUGUGGUGAUAAAUCCUCUGGAAUACACUAUGGAGUCAUCACAUGUGAAGGCUGCAAGGGAUUCUUUAGGAGGAGUCAGCAGAACAAUGCAUCCUACUCCUGCCCAAGACAGAGAAACUGUUUAAUUGACAGAACCAACAGAAAUCGUUGCCAACACUGCCGACUGCAGAAAUGCCUUGCCCUGGGAAUGUCUCGAGAUGCUGUGAAAUUUGGAAGAAUGUCCAAAAAGCAGAGGGAUAGCUUGUACGCUGAAGUGCAGAAGCACCAGCAGCGACUACAGGAACAGCGGCAGCAGCAAAGUGGUGAGGCAGAAGCCCUCGCCAGGGUUUACAGCAACGGCAUCAGCAAUGGCUUGAACAACCUGAAUAACGAAACUGGCAGCACCUACUCAAAUGGGCAUGUCAUCGAUCUGCCGAAGUCUGAGGGUUAUUAUAAUGUGGAUUCUGCCCAGCCCUCCCCAGACCAGUCUGGAUUAGACAUGACUGGAAUCAAACAGAUAAAGCAGGAACCUCUCUAUGACCUCACCUCUGUACCAAACUUGUUUACCUACAGCUCUUUCAACAACGGGCAAUUAGCACCAGGGAUAUCCAUGAGUGAAAUAGAUCGAAUUGCACAGAAUAUCAUUAAAUCUCAUUUGGAGACAUGUCAAUAUACAAUGGAAGAAUUACAUCAGCUAGCAUGGCAAACCCACACAUAUGAAGAAAUUAAGGUUUACCAGAGCAAGACCAGAGAAGCUCUGUGGCAGCAGUGUGCCAUUCAGAUCACCCAUGCUAUCCAGUAUGUGGUGGAGUUUGCAAAGCGCAUAACAGGCUUCAUGGAGCUCUGCCAGAAUGACCAAAUUCUCCUCCUUAAGUCAGGCUGCUUGGAAGUGGUUUUGGUGAGAAUGUGCCGUGCCUUCAACCCACUCAACAAUACUGUUCUGUUUGAAGGAAAGUAUGGAGGAAUGCAGAUGUUUAAAGCUUUGGGCUCUGAUGAUCUGGUAAAUGAAGCGUUUGACUUUGCAAAGAAUUUAUGUUCCUUACAGCUGACUGAGGAGGAGAUUGCCUUGUUUUCAUCUGCUGUUCUGAUAUCACCAGAUCGAGCCUGGUUAAUAGAGCCAAGGAAGGUCCAGAAGCUUCAGGAAAAGAUUUACUUUGCACUUCAACAUGUGAUCCAGAAGAACCACCUUGAUGAGGAGACACUGACAAAGUUAAUAGCCAAGAUACCAACAAUUACUGCACUUUGCAACUUGCACGGAGAGAAACUACAAGUAUUUAAGCAAUCUCAUCCAGACAUAGUGAACACACUGUUUCCUCCAUUAUACAAGGAGCUUUUCAAUCCAGACUCAACCACUGGCUGCAAGUGAAGGGGAUAAUAGAAUUUUCACGUAGUCAUGGAAUGCAUCACUAUUAAGACAAAAAGAAAUGUUUUCAUGAAGAACUUAUUAAAAAUGUCACUACUGCAACACUAGGAAUGUCCUGCACUUAAUAGAAUUAUUUUUCACUGCUACAGUUUGAAGAAUGUAAAUAUGCAACUCUGAGUGGGGAUGUCAUUUUUCUCUUUUCUUUUUUUUUUUUUUUUUUUAACUGACAAUGAUUAUACAGAUUUAGGACACUGUGUGUUACCUUUUUUUUAAUUUACAUUUGUUGGGGGAUGUUUUGGGAGACAGCUGUUCCUAGAAUUUUAUUGUAGAUAUACAUGAGAAUAGAGCAGUACUUUGCAGUAUUACUCUUGCUGUUUAUUGUUCAAAUAUUAUUUAAGAAAAUUCCACUUAUUAGAUUGCCUAGUUCUAUGUUUUUAGAUAGUUUAAUGCAUGUGGAAAUUUGUAACUGUCUUGGAAAUUAUGGUGCAUAUAUGGAAUACACACAUAUAUAUAUAUGUGCUAUAUACUUAUAUAUAUAUAUGAAUAUAUAGAUAGAUAUAUAUAUGUAGGUAUUAUAUGCAUACAUGCUGUAGCUUAAAAAUCACAUGCUUACAUUUAAAGGAUGCUCAGCCCAGCUGUAAUGUAUUUCUUAAUCUCCAAGUAAUGUAUUAGAUUUAUUUUGGGCAAUCAAGAUUUGCUUUGCCAGUCAAGAGUUAAAUUAUCAGCUGCCAAUGUGUAAUGACAGGAUCACUUCUGAGAUAUGUAUAAUGUAGUGCAUGUGUACUGUGUGUAAAUCAAACAUCAGGAAUGUAACAAUGGUUCAAAAGCCUUGUCUGGAUGAUUUUAGUGGAGAAAGGAGUAGUUGGGUUUUUUCUAUUUUCUCACUGUUGCAGGGAUAGAGCAUAUAUAAAAGUGAACAUAGGACCUGAUGUUAGUAAAGUGUCUGGAGUAAAAAUGUAGAUUAUCUCAUAUG
This is a messenger RNA of Lepidothrix coronata (blue-crowned manakin), 2771 nucleotides long. It is a transcript of the gene RORB, whose product is annotated as RAR related orphan receptor B. Gene Ontology annotation, biological process: regulation of transcription by RNA polymerase II. The record is from RefSeq and is a predicted model, not a curated record. Gene Ontology annotation, molecular function: RNA polymerase II cis-regulatory region sequence-specific DNA binding; zinc ion binding; nuclear receptor activity. Bases 422 to 1801 code for a protein of 459 amino acids. The transcript is spliced from 10 exons. Gene Ontology annotation, cellular component: nucleus. Lineage: Eukaryota; Metazoa; Chordata; Aves; Passeriformes; Pipridae.